UGUCCAUCACUAGUGUUUCUAACUGUAUUUGUAACGUGUAGCACAUGUGCCGUAUUGUUAUUGUUUACACUUUUUAACAAUUAAAAUAAAGUUUAUAUACUAUUUUUAUAUCUAAAUUUCACUCAGAUUUAUGUUAAAAUGAAGUUUGCAUACAAAUUUUCCAAUCUUGUGGGUACUGUUUAUCACAAAGGAAAUUUGAUAUUUACUCCUGAUGGAACAAUUUUAAUAAGUCCUGUAGGAAACAGAAUCACCCUAUAUGAUUUGAAAAAUCAUAAAUCUGAAACACUGCCUAUUGAAAGUCGGUACAAUUUUACGACAUUAGCUCUCUCACCAAAUGGACGGCUUCUUUUAGCAAUUAAUGAACCUGGUGAAGCUUUGUUAAUAAGUCUAUCACACAGAACUGUUAUCCAUAAUUUUCAUUUCAAGAGACCCAUUGCAAGUGCAUGUUUUAGUCCAAAUGGAAGGUAUAUUGCUGUUACAAAGGAAAGUAAUUUAUUUAUCUACCAAGUACCAUGUACUUCUAUGAAACAAUUUAAUGCAUUUGUUUUAGAGAAGGUUUUUAAUUUCUCAUAUGAUGACACUCUAUGCAUUGAUUGGACAUCUGAUUCUAGAGUUAUUGCUGUAGGAGGAGCAGAUAUGUCUACAAAAAUCUAUGCUCUCAGCCAGUUUAAAAAUUUAUCUGCUUAUACAUUAGGAAGUCAUACUGAUCAUGUAGUUCAUUGCUUUUUUGAAAGCAAUUCUUUAGAUUUAUAUACCAUUGGUAAAAAUGGUCAGCUUUGUGUAUGGGAAUGUAGUACUGAUUUGGAUGGACUAAUUCCUAAAGAAAGAAAACCUCAAACUGAAAUAGAUGAAAAUAGUGUAGACGAAGUGGUUGACAUUGAAAAAGAAAGAACAGUAGCAGAAAACAAGCCAGAUGCAGAAAAUAACACAGAUGAAAAGGUUUUUUACAAACGAAUUGGAAAACAUUUCUUGAAAGAUGCUCUGAAUGGCAAAGAGGGUUAUGUGGCUCUUACUGCUGCUGCUUAUCACCAAAAGACUCAUUUGCUAGUGACUGGAUUUUCUAAUGGCUCAUUUCUAUUAUAUGAAAUGCCCAAUUGCCUGCAAGUGCAUUCCUUAACUUUAUCGAAUCAACCGAUUGCAAGCAUUGCUUUCAAUUGCUAUGGAGACUGGAUAGCACUUGGAAGUGCUGGAAUUGGACAAUUAGUGGUAUGGGAAUGGCAAAGUGAAGCUUUUGUGUUGAAACAACAAGGGCAUUUCAACAAUUUGCAGUGUCUCUCUUAUUCUCCAGAUGGAAUGUAUAUAGCCACUGGUGGCGAGGAUGGUAAAGUUAAACUUUGGGACACAUACACUGGUUUUUGUGUUGUUACAUUUAGCGAACAUUCAAGCUCAAUAAAGGGUGUUACAUUUUCUCAAAAUGGAAAAGUUGUGUUAUCUGCUUCAGUUGAUGGUACUAUUCGAGCUUUUGAUUUAAACAGGUAUCGGAAUUUCCGAACAUUUACUUCCCCAAAACCUACCCAAUUUUCUUGCCUUGCUAUUGAUCCUAGUGGUGAAAUUAUAUGUGCAGGAUCUGAAGACAGUUUUGAAAUUUAUGUUUGGGCAGUACCCACUGGGCAUCUUUUAUCGAUAUUAUCUGGGCAUGAAGCUCCAGUAAGUGGAAUUAGUUUCAGCCCCGUUGAUUUGGUGAUUGCUAGUGCAUCUUGGGAUAAAACUCUUCGACUAUGGAAUGUUCGUGGAAGCAAAAGUAUCCGAGAAACAAUAACUUUAAACUCGGAUGGUUUAGCUACUAUUUAUAAGCCUGAUGGUGGGGAAAUUGCUGUUGCCACUUUAGAUGGUCAAAUAUUAUUCUUUGACUCACACACAUCUGAGCAAACAGGAUGUAUUGAAGGUCAUCAUGACUUAUAUGUUGGAAGAAGAGAAACUGACAAAAUUACUGCCAAAAGUCUUCUAAAAUCUCAAGCAUUUCAUGCCCUUUGUUAUACAGCUGAUGGGGAAUGCAUUCUUGCUGCUGGUCGGUCAAAAUAUGUAUGUAUUUACAAUGUGGAAGAAAAAAUUCUAAUGAAGAAGUUUGAAAUAACCUGCAAUCUUUCAUUUGAUGCUGUUACUGAUUUCAUCAAUCGAAGAAGAAUGACUGCUUUUGGGAAUAAAGCUUUGAUUGAAAAAAGAGCUGAUGAAGAAACACUUUCAAUUCCCAUUCCAGGGAGUAAAUUAUUGGAUAAAAGUUCAAGAGUUUUCAAACCAGAAAUUAAUGUGACUGCAAUUCAGUUUUCACCUACUGGCCGAGCUUGGGCUGCUACAACAACGGAAGGACUUUUAGUUUAUUCUUUAGACAACAAUUUGGUAUUUGAUCCCUUUGAUCUUGAUAUUGAUGUUACACCUGCAAACAUCAGAAAGACUUUACAAAAGGAAGAGUAUUCUAAAGCAAUUAUGAUGGCUGUAAAAUUAAAUGAGAAUAUUGUCACAAAAGAAGUCAUUGAGUCUGUGAAGCCUGGUGACAUUGAAACUCUGGCUUCUUAUCUUCCUGAAAUUUAUGUGGAAAGGUUGCUGAGGUUCAUAGUUGACCAAAUAGAUAAUUCUCCUCAUCUUGAAUUUUAUCUGACUUGGUUACAACAUUUAUUAACGAUACAUGGACAAAAAAUUAAAAAUAGAUCACAAUCUAACAUGGGCAAUUUAAGAGCUCUACAAAAGAAUCUAUCCCAAAGGCUGACAGCUUUAGACAAAAUAUGCUCAUUUAACAAAUAUAUGAUUCAAUAUACUUUGAAUCUGGGAAAUAUAAAGAAACGUAAACUAGAAUCUGAGCCAGAUGAAACAGAAGAAUCAAUGAUUAUUGAAAGUAGUGAAAUUCAGAAAGAAACUGAUUCAGAAGAAUCAUCUGACGACAGUUCUUGAUAUCACUUUGUAUACAACUUGUAAAUAAAUUAUGUUUUUAUUUAGUAUUAA
Parasteatoda tepidariorum (common house spider) is the source of this 2937-nucleotide messenger RNA. RefSeq names its product periodic tryptophan protein 2 homolog. Gene Ontology annotation, molecular function: protein binding. Gene Ontology annotation, cellular component: small-subunit processome; Pwp2p-containing subcomplex of 90S preribosome. Gene Ontology annotation, biological process: maturation of SSU-rRNA from tricistronic rRNA transcript (SSU-rRNA, 5.8S rRNA, LSU-rRNA); ribosomal small subunit assembly. The record is from RefSeq and is a predicted model, not a curated record. NCBI's taxonomy places the organism in Eukaryota, Metazoa, Arthropoda, Arachnida, Araneae, Theridiidae.